AUGAAAUUGAGAAGAAUUCAAUAUUUUUUUUCUGACUUUCGAAUUGGACAAUUAUUUAAAUUAGAAAGAAUAUUUACAGAAGAAGAUGUCAAAAUUUAUGCCAAUUUAAUCAAAGAUUUUAAUCCAAUUCAUAUUGAUGAAUAUGCUGCCUCCUAAUCAAUCUUUAAAUAUAGAGUUGUACAUGGAAUGCUGUCUUCUAGCCUUUUUUCUACAUUAGUAGGUACCAAUUUUCCUGGGGCCAUUUAUCUAGAUUAAUCAAUAUUUUUUAAAGCCCCCAUUUUUAUUGAUGAAUAAGUAAUAGCUUAAGUUCUAAUACAAGAUAUCAAACUAAAAAAAGGAAGAUCAAUUUUAAAAUUGAAUACUACUAUUUCCAAAAUGGAUUAGAAAAUCGCUGUAACUGGAGAAGCAAAAAUUUUAAUUAAUUGA
Molecule: messenger RNA, 426 nt
Organism: Paramecium pentaurelia
Lineage: Eukaryota; Ciliophora; Oligohymenophorea; Peniculida; Parameciidae
Source: the annotation of a GenBank genome assembly